AUGGACGCGCUGGCCUGGCUGCUGCCCCCGCUCCUGCUGCUCUGCGCGCAGCACCGCGGCGCCAGGGCAAUGAAUGACAUUGGCGACUAUGUUGGCUCCAACCUGGAGAUAUCCUGGCUCCCAAACCUGGACGGCCUGAUAGAGGGCUACGCUCGCAACUUUCGGCCCGGUAUUGGAGGCCCCCCUGUGAACGUGGCACUCGCCAUCGAGGUGGCCAGCAUUGACCACAUCUCGGAGGUGAACAUGGAGUACACCAUGACGGUGUUCUUGCACCAGAGCUGGCGUGACAGCAGGCUGUCCUACAACCACACCAAUGAGACCCUGGGCUUGGACAGCCGCUUCGUGGACAAGCUGUGGCUCCCAGACACCUUCAUUGUGAACGCCAAGUCCGCCUGGUUCCACGACGUGACCGUGGAGAACAAGCUCAUCCGGCUGCAGCCCGACGGGGUGAUUCUCUACAGCAUCCGAAUCACGUCCACGGUGGCCUGCGACAUGGACCUGGCCAAGUAUCCCAUGGAUGAACAGGAGUGCAUGCUGCACCUGGAGAGUUACGGCUACUCAUCCGAGGACAUCGUCUACUACUGGUCCGAGAACCAGGAGCAGAUCCACGGGCUGGACAAGCUGCAGCUAGCCCAGUUCACCAUCACCAGCUACCGCUUCACCACAGAGCUGAUGAACUUCAAGUCAGCUGGCCAGUUCCCCCGGCUCAGCCUGCACUUCCACCUGCGGAGGAACCGCGGCGUCUACAUCAUCCAGUCCUACAUGCCCUCUGUCCUACUGGUCGCCAUGUCCUGGGUCUCCUUCUGGAUCAGCCAGGCAGCGGUGCCUGCCAGGGUGUCUCUAGGCAUCACCACAGUGCUGACCAUGACCACGCUGAUGGUCAGCGCCCGCUCCUCCCUCCCACGGGCGUCGGCCAUUAAGGCAUUGGAUGUGUACUUCUGGAUCUGCUAUGUCUUUGUGUUCGCCGCCCUGGUGGAGUAUGCCUUUGCCCACUUCAAUGCUGACUACCGGAAGAAACAGAAAACCAAGGUCAAGGUUAAGGAGCAGAGGGCUGAGAUGGACGUGAAGAAUGCCAUCGUGCUCUUCUCCCUCUCCGCUGCGGGCGUCACUCAGGAACUGGCCGUGUCCCGCCGGCCUUGCCGCGUGCCCAGGAACCUCAUGGGCUCCUACAGGUCUGUGGAGGUGGAGACAGGGGAGACAAAGAAGCAGGGGGUCCAAGGGGGCCUCCGUGGGCUUCUCAAACCCAUCGACGCGGACACCAUUGACAUCUAUGCCCGUGCUGUGUUCCCCGCGGCCUUCGCCGCUGUCAAUGUCAUCUACUGGGCCGCAUACACCAUGUGA
Dama dama (fallow deer) is the source of this 1341-nucleotide messenger RNA. It is a transcript of the gene GABRD, whose product is annotated as gamma-aminobutyric acid type A receptor subunit delta. Gene Ontology annotation, cellular component: GABA-A receptor complex; neuron projection; synapse. Lineage: Eukaryota; Metazoa; Chordata; Mammalia; Artiodactyla; Cervidae. Gene Ontology annotation, molecular function: GABA-A receptor activity; extracellular ligand-gated monoatomic ion channel activity; neurotransmitter receptor activity. The transcript is spliced from 9 exons. Gene Ontology annotation, biological process: regulation of membrane potential; signal transduction; chemical synaptic transmission. The record is from RefSeq and is a predicted model, not a curated record. The coding region runs from base 1 to 1341 and encodes 446 amino acids.